Molecule: messenger RNA, 3543 nt
Organism: Quercus lobata
Lineage: Eukaryota; Viridiplantae; Streptophyta; Magnoliopsida; Fagales; Fagaceae
Product: protein PHOX1-like
Exons: 3
Coding region: 841-2997 (718 amino acids)
Molecular function (GO): protein binding
Source: RefSeq, a predicted model, not a curated record
AGUCAGAAAAUUUUAAAGUAAUCAGAUAUUUCAGUGCUUUUUGUGGCGUUUACGUCAAGCUGUGAAAAUCUUACACAUUUGUACAUUACAGAACGCCAAACCAACGACCAUUGCUCGGUCUUUCCUUCCAUUCCUCACAUCCCAUUUUCCCACAAACUUUCUCUGCAGUUUCUUGCCUCUUGAGUUUUUUUUUUUCCCGGAAAGUUUCAAGCUUCAGAAGAAUUUUCAUUUUCCCAGAUAAGUUUCCUCUCCAUAUUCUCUGAUUCUUUCUGAACUGAUAAGAUAAGAACAUCAAGAAUUUCUGUUUUGGAAAAAAAGCGUCAUUUGUUAGCUGUGUUGAAGUGGUGCUUUUUUUAUAAUCUUUAUCUGAAUUGGGGUUUGUUAAUUCUUGGAUAAGUAGUAGCAAAUCCUGAUUUGGAGUGGAAUGCUGGUUUUGUUUGUGUUUUGAGCUUAUGGUGUAUUAAAUUCAUUUCUGAGAUUAAACAAAAGGAAAAACAAAAAAAACAAAAAACAAAAAAACAUUUUGAGUUUGAAGAGAAGAACUUAGGAUUUUGAAGUUCUUUUGUAGCAAUUGACACCCAAUUGAAGGUUUUGUGUGGAAUUGGUUUCUGGGAUUUGGUGGGUUCUUUUGUAUAAGAGCUUGGUUUUUGACAUUCUUAUGUGUUUAGGAUUUGUAAUGUGUAUUUUGUUAUAGAAUUAUACUCUCAGGAUCUGAUUUUGAAGUAAAAUUGGAAGUUCUUUCCAACAUAUUUUGUUACUUUGUUGGAAGUUCCAUUUAGAAUUGGUGGUUGGGUUUGGAUUGGUUAUUGAUUUCUGUGAACUUAAGCUUGUUGGAUUCAAAUGGGGAGGCAAAGUGGAAAGAAAAAGAAACAGGCAGGAGAAACAUCAUCUGAUGCUAGUCCAAAGCAAAGCAAAAUUGGCGAUAAAAGCCCGAAGGGGUAUGAUAAAGAUACAGCAGUUUUCAUUUCUAUGUCUCAAGCAUUGAAGGAGGAGGGGAACAAGUUGUUUCAAAAGAGAGACCAUGAAGGAGCUAUGUUGAAAUAUGAGAAAGCCCUCAAAUUGCUUCCUAGAAAUCAUAUAGAUGUGUCCUAUCUUCGGAGUAACAUGGCUGCUUGCUAUAUGCAGAUGGGUCUCAGUGAGUACCCCAGGGCAGUCCAUGAGUGCAAUUUGGCUCUUGAAGUCACACCUAGGUACAGUAAAGCACUGUUGAAGAGGGCAAGGUGUUAUGAAGCUUUGAACAGGUUGGAUCUGGCUCUGAGAGAUGUCAGUACAGUAUUGGACAUAGAGCCAAAUAAUCUCAUGGCAUUAGAGAUUGCAGAAAGGGUGAAGCAGGCACUUGAGAAGAAAGGUUUAAAGGUGAAUGAUACAGUAAUUGAAUUACCUCUGAAUUAUGUUGAACCACAAUGUUCUUUACCUCCACCAAAGGUAAUGAAAGUGAAGAAACGAAAGAAGAAGAUCAACAAAGUAGAGGAGAAGAAGGCUGAGGAAGUAACCGAGGAGAAGAAGGCUGAGGAAGUAACUGAGGAGAAGGUGGCUGAAGAAAAUGUUGAGGACAAGAAGGCUGACGUUAAGGUGGUUGUGGAGGAGAAAAUUAGUAGCAUAGAGGAAGAAGUGCCUAAGAAAACUGUGAAAUUGGUUUUAGGGGAGGACAUAAGGUGGGCUCAGUUGCCGGUUGAUUGCAGCCUCUUGCAACUAAGGGAGGUUGUCCAUGACCGGUUUCCAAGCUCAAGAGCAGUUCUUAUCAAAUACAGGGACCAAGAAGAUGAUUUGGUCACAAUCACUACUGAUGAAGAACUGAGGUGGGCUGAAGCAUCAGCAGAAUCACAGGGUUCUGUAAGGCUGUACAUAGUAGAAGUUAGUCCUGAGAAGGAUCCAUUCUUUGAGAGGCUGAAUGGGAAGGUGGUGCAGAAUCAUAGUAUAAAAUGUAAUAAUAUAGCUACAAAUGGUGAUGUGGUAAAAUGCAAGAAAUUAGAGGUGACAUCUUGCAUUGAGGACUGGGUAAUCCAAUUUGCUCAGCUGUUCAAGAACCAUGCUGGAUUUGAAUCUGACACAUGCUUGGAUCUUCAUGAACUUGGGAUGAAGCUCUAUUCCGAGGUCAUGGAGGAAGCAGUUACAAGUGAGGAAGCACAAGACCUUUUCGACAUAGCAGGAGAUAAGUUCCAAGAGAUGGCAGCUUUAGCAUUGUUCAACUGGGGAAAUGUUCACAUGUCAAGGGCAAGGAAGAGGGUGUAUUUUACCGAAGAUGCUUCAAAAGAAUCUAUACUUGCACAGAUCAAAACUGCAUAUGAUUGGGCACAAAAAGAAUAUAUAACAGCAGGAAAGAGAUAUGAAGAAGCACUGAAAAUCAAACCAGAUUUCUAUGAAGGCUUUCUUGCUCUAGGGCAGCAGCAGUUUGAGCUGGCAAAACUUUCUUGGUAUUAUGCAAUUGGAAACAAUGCUGAUUUGCAAACAUGGCCUUCAACAGAUGUUCUACAACUAUUUAACAAUGCCGAGGACAACAUGGAGAAAGGUAUGCAAAUUUGGGAGGAAUUAGAAGAGCACCGCCAAAGUGAACUUUCUAAACCUAAGAAUAUUGAAACGCUGUUGCAGAAGAUGGGAUUGGAUGGGCUAUUUAAAGAUAUAUCACUGCAUGAAGCUAUGGAGCAGGCUGCAAACAUGAGGUCUCAGAUAAACAUCUUAUGGGGCACCAUGCUUUAUGAGCGAUCAAUUGUGGAAUUCAAAUUAGAUAUACCAGUAUGGAAUGAGUGUUUGGAAGUUGCAGUUGAGAAGUUUGAACUUGCUGGAGCUUCUCCAACAGAUAUAGCCGUCAUGGUGAAGAACCACUGUUCAAAUGAUAAUGCAUUGGAAGGUCUCGGGUUCAAAAUUGAUGAGAUAGUACAGGCAUGGAAUGAGAUGUGUGAAGCUAAAAGGCGGCAGAGUGAAAUUCCAUCAUUUCGGCUGGAACCAUUGUUUCGGAGGCGAGUUUCAAAAAUAUAUCAUGCCUUGGAGCAUGCAUGAGUUCCAUUUGUUACAUAGGUUGUUGAGUAUUAACAGUGAAAUAACUCACUUUUACUGCUCCAUUGCCUGGAAGAUAUAGUCUAGCAUACUGAGGUUCCUAGCUACUUAUUUAAGGUUCAGCUUUAGCCUUGUUCUUUUUUUUAGAAACAAAAAAGGAGAGUUCCAAGCAUGCAAUAUUUCUAAGAAGACAAGUUCCAACAUCUUUACACAUUGGGGAUAAGAUGAAGUUGCAGGAAGUUGCAUUUUAGUUAGUUUCUGCGUUCAACGUCAUUGCUCCCCCUUUACAGUAGCUUCUGACAGUGAGUAAAAUAUAUGUAUUUGUAAUUUAAACAGCUGCAAUUGUUAUUAUUUGUAUGCCCCAUAAGUCUGAAAUUUAUGGUUUUUGCAAUUUUGAGUCAGUUUUUCAUUUGUAAUAGUUAGUUAUGUUUUCUUAGAAUUUCCAGGUUUCUUAUCCUUGUAUUGAUUUAAUGGACCUGUUGGUUAUUAUUAAGACCAUCAUUGGAAAGAAACUUUUUAAGUUUAAUUGCAAACUCAUAUAGCUAGUUA